Molecule: messenger RNA, 588 nt
Organism: Drosophila subpulchrella
Lineage: Eukaryota; Metazoa; Arthropoda; Insecta; Diptera; Drosophilidae
Product: RNA polymerase I-specific transcription initiation factor RRN3-like
Exons: 2
Coding region: 67-588 (173 amino acids)
Biological process (GO): transcription initiation at RNA polymerase I promoter
Cellular component (GO): nucleus
Molecular function (GO): RNA polymerase I general transcription initiation factor activity; RNA polymerase I core binding
Source: RefSeq, a predicted model, not a curated record
GUGACGGAAGGGUAUGUCUAUAACGUGCUCUGGUUAAUCGAAUACAAGCCUAUAUUUGAAGAACCGAUGUUGCAGCUGGUUUUGCAGAGAUUCUUAUUACUAGAUGUUAACGCUCCAAGAGAAGAAAUUGGCGCAGAAACAGAUGACGAAGAUGACGAAGAUGACAAUGUGGACGCAGAUAGAGUUUUUCAAAAGGACGAUGUAUCCAGCUAUACUAAGACUGAAAAAACUGUUAAACAUCCUGUCGGCAAAACCUUGGAUAUUUGCCUAUUCAUGCUGUAUAGGUUUAUUGACGAAAAAUGUCGCAUUCACAAAAACAGUACCGGCGAACAGCGCUCGACUGCUAAACGCAUAUUUAAUCUAUUACUACAUAUAUUCGAUGAUACUCUGAUACCCAGCUACAAUACCCAUCAUGUGCAGUUUGUCCUAUUUUAUGUGACUAGUAUUCGUGUUGCAUAUUCUGAGGCUUUUCUUGAUUUGCUUUGGCAGAAGGUACAAAAUCCCCAAAUUUCGCCGAUUAUUGGACAUGCUGCGGUGGGAUACAUGACUAGCUUUUUAUCUCGCGCCAGAUUUUUGCCACUAAGGUAA